GGAAAAUUCACAUGUGCUUUUCUUCUUCUUCUUCUGUGUUUGUGCGAGAGAUUUUUGCAAUUUCUGUGAUUUUUCUUCAAUUUUAGAGACAAUAAAAAUCAAUGAAAGUGAAAAGUAAAAUGAAAUCCAAGGGAACCAAGAAAAUUGUCAAGAAGAAGACCAAGAAGACGACUUCUUCAGCUAAAAUGGAUUUGGAUAGUUUUCUUGAGACAAUGGAAAAUUCUUCGGGUGAUGAGGAGAAACCCGGAAAGCUUGUAAGGGUGAAGAAGGCAAAUCAGGAAGAAAGCGAUUCCGGGGAUGAUGAGAAUGUGCAGGAUGACAUUGAAUCAAUGAAGAAACUAAAAGAAAUUGAUCCCGAAUUCUACAAAUACCUUCAGGAUAAUGAUAAAGAUCUCCUGAAUUUCAAUGCUGAUGACAUCCUGUCGGAUGAUGAAAGAAUGACGGGAGAUGAUGCUGCAGCGGAAUCAGAUGAAGAUGAAGGGAGCACUGCAAUGGAAGGAAAGUUUCAAGUGGCGAGUGAUGAGAGUGACUUUGAGGAUGAUGAUGCUGCACCAGAGGGGGAGGAGGAUAGGGAAGAUGAGAACGAUGAAAAAGGCGUCAUCACGCUCAAGAUGCUGAAAGGCUUCGAAGUAAAACUAAGGGAGGAUCGUGUUUCAGCGGAAACAAUCCGAAAAGUCAUUCAGGCCUUUAAUUCUGCCCUCAGGAGUAUAUCACCGGAUGUGAAAUCCUCAUCGGAGUAUCACGUCAAAGGUAGCGGGGUAUUCAAUGGUGUCAUUCAGCUGUGUGUUCUGCACCUCCAUUCAGCUGUAUGGCGCUUCCUUGGGCUAACAGAACGGAAGAACAUUAAAGAUUUGCACAAAGUGAAGAAAUGGACAAAAGUACGUACACCCAUGAGGAGCUACGUGACGGAUCUCACGCAUAUUCUCGAGAAUGUCUCCUCAACGGAUAUUUUAACGGUCCUGCUUAAGCAUCUGCAUCAAAUGGUGCCGGCUGUUGUGGCUGUUCAUGGAGCAUCAAAGUCCGUUCUGAAGCGCUUGGUAGCACUGUGGGCAACCUCUCCCGAGGAGACUGUUCGCGUUCUCGCCUUUUUGUGCAUCAUCAAGCUGACACGGGCGCAACAGCAGCAAUUCCUCAGCACUGUCCUCAAAGUGAUGUACUUGUCAUUCGUCCGGAAUGCACGUUUUGUCUCCCCAACAACACUUCCGGGGAUUAAUUUUAUGCGUCGCUCCCUUGCUGAGAUGUUCACCCUGGACACUGAGUGCUCAUACCAGCAUGCCUUCCUCUACAUCCGGCAACUUGCCAUUCAUCUGCGAAAUGCUGUGACACUCAAGCGCAAAGAGAGCUACCAAGCUGUCUACAAUUGGCAAUUUGUGAAUGCUCUAAAGCUCUGGGGGGAUGUUUUGGGUGCAACGGUGAAUACCGAGCUGAGUGCCCUAAUCUAUCCGCUCGUAACAAUAAUUCAGGGUGUGAUAAAGCUCAUCCCAACAGCUCAGUGGUUUCCCCUACGCUUCCACUGCAUCCGCGUCCUGAUAAAUCUCACAAAGAGCACCCGGAUCUUCAUCCCCGUCUUACCAUUUGUCCUGGAAAUCCUUCAAUCUGCAACAUUCAACAAGAAGCACACACAAAUCUCCCUCAAUGCCAUGCCAUUCACGUGCAUCCUCCGUUGUACGCGACCACAGCUGGAGGAACUCUCCUUCCGCACUCAGGUCACUGAGAAUAUCUUCUCCACUGCACUGGAAUACCUUGCUGCUGAAUCGUACAGCUUAACCUUCCCGGAUCUCGUGGUUCCGGCAAUAGUGAAUCUGAAGCAGUACCUUAAGACGUGCCAAGUGGCGGCGACAAGUAGAAAAUUGAAGCAACUCCUUGACCUAAUCAUUGACAACUCCCGCAUAAUAGAAGCGGAACGGAUGAAGAUAAAUUUCUCCCUUCGCGAUGCUGCACUCAUACAGAGUUGGGAGACACAGAUGGAGAAUAAUGGUAUACCCCUGCUGACAUUCUACACAAAUUGGGUGAAGACGAAUGACCUGAAGAAGCGUCGGGAAGCCAACAACACCGAUGAAAUUGCCGAUUUCCACCUGCCCAAGCUCAAGAAGAGAACACCGCAGGAGAUGAAUGUAAAAGCAGGAGGUUCAAUGGAUCUCCUACCAUCGGAUAGUGAAGAUGACGAAGAAGAGCUAGAGCUUGAGAAGCCUAUACCUAAGAAAAUUAAAAUCACUAAAGAAGAGAAAGGGAAGAAAUUCAUCAAAAAGGAAGACAACGUUGAAGAAGAGCCUUCAACGUCUGCGGCAGGGCCCCUUGAUGUUGUUGAGGAUUUAGAUAUUGCCGAUUGGCUUUCUUAAUUGAAAAAGAAAAAUGGAUUAUUUUAAUAAAUUCUUUAUCAUUUGAA
Molecule: messenger RNA, 2386 nt
Organism: Lutzomyia longipalpis
Lineage: Eukaryota; Metazoa; Arthropoda; Insecta; Diptera; Psychodidae
Gene: Noc2
Product: nucleolar complex protein 2 homolog
Exons: 2
Coding region: 102-2339 (745 amino acids)
Biological process (GO): negative regulation of transcription by RNA polymerase II; ribosomal large subunit biogenesis
Cellular component (GO): nucleolus; Noc1p-Noc2p complex; Noc2p-Noc3p complex
Molecular function (GO): transcription corepressor activity; histone binding
Source: RefSeq, a predicted model, not a curated record